Pestalotiopsis fici W106-1 is the source of this 2025-nucleotide messenger RNA. RefSeq lists its product as uncharacterized. Bases 1 to 2025 code for a protein of 674 amino acids. Gene Ontology annotation, molecular function: NAD binding; UDP-glucose 6-dehydrogenase activity. The transcript has 3 exons. Gene Ontology annotation, cellular component: nucleus; cytosol. Gene Ontology annotation, biological process: glycosaminoglycan biosynthetic process; polysaccharide biosynthetic process. The record is from RefSeq and is a predicted model, not a curated record. NCBI's taxonomy places the organism in Eukaryota, Fungi, Ascomycota, Sordariomycetes, Amphisphaeriales, Sporocadaceae.
AUGAAUUUCUUCCCUCCCCCAAUUUCCAACAUACAAGAUGGAGAUUUGACGGAUAGCGGUGCCUCUACUGCCCCAUCCACUCCUGAGGGUAGCCUGACAUUCAGUCCCGUGUUGCGUGCUAGAGUCGGUAGCCAGCUCGAGAUUGAGUCCUCUAGCCUUGCAGGUCAAGCAUCGGAAACGGCUUCUCUACCUGCGCCAUCUAUCACCCGCCCGCCACCGCGAGUACGCAAUAUCUGCUGCGUGGGCGCUGGCUACGUUGGUGGCCCGACUGCCGCGGUAAUUGCAUAUCAGAACCCACAUAUACGUGUCACUGUUGUAGACAGAGAUGAAAAGCGAAUCAAGCGCUGGAAUUCCAAGCAUCUCCCAAUAUAUGAGCCAGGUCUGGGGGACAUUGUUCGGAUCGCUCGAGAUGGCUCUCGGGAAUGCUCCAUCGCAAACGAGCCUACCAACAUAAUACCAUCUGAUGUGUUGUCCGAGGCGGCCUCGUCAUCAGACUACAGCAGUCAGUCUGAAGGACAUGCAAACAGUUUGAAAACUAUUCCCGCUCGAACGCCCAACCUCUUCUUCUCCACAGAUGUCGCUAGACACAUUUCCGAGGCCGACAUAGUUCUUGUUGCAGUCAAUACUCCGACAAAAUCAAAAGGCAUGGGUGCUGGAAGUGCCACUGAUAUGACCGCGUUCGAAGCAGUCACUGGCGUUGUCGCACAACAUGCUCGACCUGGAGCAAUCAUUGUGGAAAAGUCAACCGUUCCGUGUAGAACUGCUCAGCUUGUGAAAGAAACGAUGUCUAUCCACCGCCCGGGCGUACACUUUGAGAUUCUCUCCAACCCCGAGUUCCUUGCUGCGGGUACAGCUAUGAAGGAUCUGAUGAGGCCGGACCGUGUCCUCAUUGGGAGCUCGACAACGCUUUCUGGCAAGCGAGCAGCCGAAGCUCUUGCUGAAGUGUAUGCUGCAUGGGUUCCCAGAAAACGCAUCAUCACGACAAACGUGUGGUCAUCAGAACUUGCCAAACUAGUAGCAAACUCCAUGCUUGCACAGAGAAUCAGUUCCAUCAACUCGAUAUCGGCUAUUUGCGAGAAGACAGGUGCAGAUGUGGACGAGGUGGCAGCCUCAAUUGGAUGCGACCCAAGAAUCGGCGACAAAUUUUUGAAAGCUGGUAUUGGUUUUGGUGGCAGUUGUUUCAAGAAAGACAUCCUGAGCCUUGUUUACUUGGCAGAAUCCCUGGGACUCGAGGAAGUUGGCGAGUACUGGCGCCAAGUGGUCAAGAUGAACGAGUAUCAGCGAGACCGCUUUAGCAGUCGUGUCAUCAAGUGCCUCAACAACACCUUGACGGGCAAGAAGAUCACCAUUUUGGGCUAUGCAUUCAAGGCAAACACUUCCGACACACGGGAGUCACCGGCUCUGGAGAUUAUCAAGACAUUACUGCAAGAAGGUCCCAAGGAGAUUGCAAUUUUCGACCCUUGCUGCAGUCCGGCCGUCAUCAGAGACGAGAUCAAAACGCUGCUCAGGGGGAUGGCCGCCCUGGAGGCCGAUGGUGGCCCGAUAGUGGUAUAUGGCAACGCCUAUGAGGCGUGCACGGCUUCCAAUGCAGUGCUCGUCACAACCGAAUUCGACGAGUUUCGCAUGACUUCUACAAAGUCCGCCUCUCCUGGUCGUCCCCGCGUACGAAGCGUUGAUCCCCGACCUUUUGGUCUGACCGGUCCAACAGAGACCGAAGUCUUGGCUCUGCAUGAACACUUGCUUGAAUCUGGAUGCUGCCCAGCUGGAUCGGACCCUCUGCAGAGAUAUGUAGAGGAACCCAGCUGCGUAGAUGAUUGCCCCGACUGCGACCCAGAACAGGGCGGCUACUCGACGGCUGGAAAUUCCGAUGAGCAUAAACCCAAAGAGAAGCUGGAUUGGAAUAAGAUUGCAUACCACUUGCAAAAGCCGAAAUGGGUUUUCGACGGACGGGGCGUUACGGAUGUCAGCACACUCAACCGGCUUGGUGUCACGGUUGAAAGUGUAGGCCGACAAGGGCGAUCAUGA